Messenger RNA from Myxocyprinus asiaticus (Chinese sucker), 7838 nucleotides. It is a transcript of the gene adgrf6, whose product is annotated as adhesion G protein-coupled receptor F6. Gene Ontology annotation, biological process: G protein-coupled receptor signaling pathway; cell surface receptor signaling pathway. NCBI's taxonomy places the organism in Eukaryota, Metazoa, Chordata, Actinopteri, Cypriniformes, Catostomidae. The transcript has 47 exons. Gene Ontology annotation, molecular function: G protein-coupled receptor activity; calcium ion binding. Gene Ontology annotation, cellular component: membrane. The record is from RefSeq and is a predicted model, not a curated record. The coding region runs from base 16 to 7458 and encodes 2480 amino acids.
UACAAUUGCUCGUGUAUGAGUGGAUAUAAUGUAACAGACCCAAAUCUCCCUAUUAACAGCAGUAACCAGUGCAGAGAUAUUUAUGAAUGUCUUGACCCACCAUCAGUGUGUGGGCCAAAUGCUUACUGUUACAAUUACAAUGGAAGCUACUCGUGUUCUUGUUUGGAAGGAUAUAACAUCAUAGAUAUAAAUGGAGCUGUUAGUAACAGUAACCCAUGCAUCGAUGUGGAUGAAUGUCUGGUCAGUCCAUCUGUUUGUGGUCCAUAUUCCAACUGCACAAAUAUAAUGGGAGGUUACAAUUGCUCAUGUUUGUUUGGUUUCACUGAAACAAACUCAAGUCUCCCAAUCAGCAUCAAUAACACAUGUAGAGAUGUGGAUGAAUGUGUUGAGAUACCAGAUAUCUGUGGUCCAAACUCAAUCUGCAACAACACUAUUGGGAAUUACAAUUGCUCGUGUAUGAGUGGAUAUAAUGUAACAGACCCAAAUCUCCCUAUUAACAGCAGUAACCAGUGCAGAGAUAUUUAUGAAUGUCUUGACCCACCAUCAGUGUGUGGGCCAAAUGCUUACUGUUACAAUUACAAUGGAAGCUACUCGUGCUCUUGUUUGGAAGGAUAUAACAUCAUAGAUAUGAAUGAAGCUGUUAGUAACAGUAACCCAUGCAUCGAUGUGAAUGAAUGUCUGGUCAGUCCAUCUGUUUGUGGUCCAUAUUCCAACUGCACAAAUAUAAUGGGAGGUUACAAUUGCUCAUGUUUGUUUGGUUUCACUGAAACAAACUCAAGUGUCCCAAUCAGCAUCAAUAACACAUGUAGAGAUGUGGAUGAAUGUGUUGAGAUACCAGAUAUCUGUGGUCCAAACUCAAUCUGCAACAACACUAUUGGGAAUUACAAUUGCUCGUGUAUGAGUGGAUAUAAUGUAACAGACCCAAAUCUCCCUAUUAACAGCAGUAACCAGUGCAGAGAUAUUUAUGAAUGUCUUGACCCACCAUCAGUGUGUGGGCCAAAUGCUUACUGUUACAAUUACAAUGGAAGCUACUCGUGUUCUUGUUUGGAAGGAUAUAACAUCAUAGAUAUAAAUGGAGCUGUUAGUAACAGUAACCCAUGCAUCGAUGUGGAUGAAUGUCUGGUCAGUCCAUCUGUUUGUGGUCCAUAUUCCAACUGCACAAAUAUAAUGGGAGGUUACAAUUGCUCAUGUUUGUUUGGUUUCACUGAAACAAACUCAAGUGUCCCAAUCAGCAUCAAUAACACAUGUAGAGAUGUGGAUGAAUGUGUUGAGAUACCAGAUGUCUGUGGUAAAAACUCAAUCUGCAACAACACUAUUGGGAAUUACAAUUGCUCGUGUAUGAGUGGAUAUAAUGUAACAGACCCAAAUCUCCCUAUUAACAGCAGUAACCAGUGCAGAGAUAUUUAUGAAUGUCUUGACCCACCAUCCGUGUGUGGGCCAAAUGCUUACUGUUACAAUUACAAUGGAAGCUACUCGUGCUCUUGUUGGGAAGGAUAUAACAUCAUAAAUGUGAAUCAAGCUGUUAGUAACAGUAACCCAUGCAUCGAUGUGAAUGAAUGUCUGGUCAGUCCAUCUAUUUGUGGUCCAUAUUCCAACUGCACAAAUAUAAUGGGUGGUUACAAUUGCUCAUGUUUGUUUGGUUUCACUGAAACAAACUCAAGUGUCCCAAUCAGCAUCAAUAACACAUGUAGAGAUGUGGAUGAAUGUGCUGAGAUACCAGAUGUCUGUGGUAAAAACUCAAUCUGCAACAACACUAUUGGGAAUUACAAUUGCUCGUGUAUGAGUGGAUAUAAUGUAACAGACCCAAAUCUCCCUAUUAACAGCAGUAACCAGUGUAGAGAUAUUUAUGAAUGUCUUGACCCACCAUCAGUGUGUGGGCCAAACACUUACUGUUACAAUUACAACGGAAGCUACUCGUGCUCUUGUUGGGAAGGAUAUAACAUCAUAAAUGUGAAUCAAGCUGUUAGUAACAGUAACCCAUGCAUCGAUGUGAAUGAAUGUCUGGUCAGUCCAUCUAUUUGUGGUCCAUAUUCCAACUGCACAAAUAUAAUGGGAGGUUACAAUUGCUCAUGUUUGUUUGGUUUCACUGAAACAAACUCAAGUGUCCCAAUCAGCAUCAAUAACACAUGUAGAGAUGUGGAUGAAUGUGUUGAGAUACCAGAUGUCUGUGGUAAAAACUCAAUCUGCAACAACACUAUUGGGAAUUACAAUUGCUCGUGUAUGAGUGGAUAUAAUGUAACAGACCCAAAUCUCCCUAUUAACAGCAGUAACCAGUGCAGAGAUAUUUAUGAAUGUCUUGACCCACCAUCCGUGUGUGGGCCAAAUGCUUACUGUUACAAUUACAAUGGAAGCUACUCGUGCUCUUGUUGGGAAGGAUAUAACAUCAUAGAUGUGAAUCAAGCUGUUAGUAACAGUAACCCAUGCAUCGAUGUGAAUGAAUGUCUGGUCAGUCCAUCUAUUUGUGGUCCAUAUUCCAACUGCACAAAUAUAAUGGGAGGUUACAAUUGCUCAUGUUUGUUUGGUUUCACUGAAACAAACUCAAGUGUCCCAAUCAGCAUCAAUAACACAUGUAGAGAUGUGGAUGAAUGUGUUGAGAUACAAGAUAUCUGUGGUCCAAACUCAAUCUGCAACAACACUUUUGGGAAUUACAAUUGCUCGUGUAUGAGUGGAUAUAAUGUAACAGACCCAAAUCUCCCUAUUAACAGCAGUAACCAAUGCAGAGAUAUUUAUGAAUGUCUUGACCCACCAUCAGUGUGUGGGCCAAACACUUACUGUUACAAUUACAACGGAAGCUACUCGUGCUCUUGUUGGGAAGGAUAUAACAUCAUAAAUGUGAAUCAAGCUGUUAGUAACAGUAACCCAUGCAUCGAUGUGAAUGAAUGUCUGGUCAGUCCAUCUAUUUGUGGUCCAUAUUCCAACUGCACAAAUAUAAUGGGUGGUUACAAUUGCUCAUGUUUGUUUGGUUUCACUGAAACAAACUCAAGUGUCCCAAUCAGCAUCAAUAACACAUGUAGAGAUGUGGAUGAAUGUGCUGAGAUACCAGAUGUCUGUGGUAAAAACUCAAUCUGCAACAACACUAUUGGGAAUUACAAUUGCUCGUGUAUGAGUGGAUAUAAUGUAACAGACCCAAAUCUCCCUAUUAACAGCAGUAACCAGUGUAGAGAUAUUUAUGAAUGUCUUGACCCACCAUCAGUGUGUGGGCCAAACACUUACUGUUACAAUUACAACGGAAGCUACUCGUGCUCUUGUUGGGAAGGAUAUAACAUCAUAAAUGUGAAUCAAGCUGUUAGUAACAGUAACCCAUGCAUCGAUGUGAAUGAAUGUCUGGUCAGUCCAUCUAUUUGUGGUCCAUAUUCCAACUGCACAAAUAUAAUGGGAGGUUACAAUUGCUCAUGUUUGUUUGGUUUCACUGAAACAAACUCAAGUGUCCCAAUCAGCAUCAAUAACACAUGUAGAGAUGUGGAUGAAUGUGUUGAGAUACCAGAUGUCUGUGGUAAAAACUCAAUCUGCAACAACACUAUUGGGAAUUACAAUUGCUCGUGUAUGAGUGGAUAUAAUGUAACAGACCCAAAUCUCCCUAUUAACAGCAGUAACCAGUGCAGAGAUAUUUAUGAAUGUCUUGACCCACCAUCCGUGUGUGGGCCAAACGCUUACUGUUACAAUUACAAUGGAAGCUACUCGUGCUCUUGUUGGGAAGGAUAUAACAUCAUAGAUGUGAAUCAAGCUGUUAGUAACAGUAACCCAUGCAUCGAUGUGGAUGAAUGUCUGGUCAGUCCAUCUAUUUGUGGUCCAUAUUCCAACUGCACAAAUAUAAUGGGUGGUUACAAUUGCUCAUGUUUGUUUGGUUUCACUGAAACAAACUCAAGUGUCCCAAUCAGCAUCAAUAACACAUGUAGAGAUGUGGAUGAAUGUGCUGAGAUACCAGAUGUCUGUGGUAAAAACUCAAUCUGCAACAACACUAUUGGGAAUUACAAUUGCUCGUGUAUGAGUGGAUAUAAUGUAACAGACCCAAAUCUCCCUAUUAACAGCAGUAACCAGUGUAGAGAUAUUUAUGAAUGUCUUGACCCACCAUCAGUGUGUGGGCCAAACACUUACUGUUACAAUUACAAUGGAAGCUACUCGUGCUCUUGUUGGGAAGGAUAUAACGUCAUAGAUGUGAAUCAAGCUGUUAGUAACAGUAACCCUUGUAUCGAUGUGGAUGAAUGUCUGGUCAGUCCAUCUGUUUGUGGUCCAUAUUCCAACUGCACAAAUAUAAUGGGAGGUUACAAUUGCUCAUGUUUGUUUGGUUUCACUGAAACAAACUCAAGUGUCCCAAUCAGCAUCAAUAACACAUGUAGAGAUGUGGAUGAAUGUGUUGAGACACCAAACAUCUGUGGUCCAAACUCAAUCUGCAGCAACACUAUUGGGAAUUACAAUUGCUUGUGUAUGAGUGGAUAUAAUGUAACAGACCCAUAUCUCCCUAUUAACAGCAUUAACCAAUGCAGAGUAUUACUAUCAACAACUACCCUAACAACAACAACACCAACUACAACUACCACAACAUCCACAACAAAACCUACUACAACUACUAAAAAACCAACUACAACUUUACCAACAACAACUACAGCAGCACUUACAACAACUACAGCAGUAACAAAAGUCAUUACUAUGUCAAUGAGACUAAAUGAAGAUUUUGAUACCAGUUUCACCAACCCUUCUGACCAAAAGUACAAAAAGUAUGCAAAACUAAUUGAAUCAGCAGUUGACACAAGUUACUUACUUACUGUGCCUACCUACAUUAAAGGUUCAGCAAAAGUCACUAGAUUCAGGGCUGGAAGCAUUAUUGCAGAGUUCACAAUUAGUUCAACAACCAACACCCCUGAUUUAGGAAAAGCAAACACACAGGUUUCCGACAUUCUCAAGGAUGCAGGAAUCACAUUAACUUCGGAUCCUUUUGCUCAAAGUGAACAGACAACCCUGGUCCCCACCACUGGGAAAAUAUAUCCUCUACAAAGAGUGGAGUUGAACUGUACACCUCCAGAGUCUUUUCAGGGAGAAGUAAAAUGGACAGUGAAUGACAAAGAUCUUGCACUAGACAGCAAAAAAUACACCAUAACAAAUGACCGUAAAACUCUCAUUGUGAAUUCUGCCAGUCAAAGUGACAGUGGUAGAUACUCAUGCAUCACACAAAAGAAUUCAAUACCUUACAUUCAGUGGCAAAACAUUGCUAUUGAACAACUCCCAACUAUUAAUUUGGGGGAAAAUGAACGCAUUUUUCCAUGUGAAAAUUUGCCUGUGCAACUGAGAUGCUGUAUUGAUGUAGACUACAAUAUUGAGUGGGUCCUGGAUGGCACAGUGCAAACUUCAAGAACAGGAGAUAAAAAGUCAGGCUGUAUCACAUUAGACCACAAAAUCCAGAUGGAAGAUUGUAUUGAAAAAACAUUUACCUGCCGUCUCAAGGACCUGCCACAACUAAGUGUCUACAGUUAUAGCAACAGGAGUGUCACAGUUAAGAUGAGCAAACAAAAAUUUGUCUGCAAAAAUGAAUCGCUUGGAAUUGGAGAACAAGGUGCAACUGUGAAGGGACCUUGUGGAAUCGGAAAUGAUGGCAGCAUAACUUAUGAAUGUCAGCCGUCAGGUAUUUGGACACCGAUUCAGGAGAACUGUGUACCUCAAAUUAUCAAAGACCUUGAAAAGAAAGCUAAGUUAUUGGUUGUGGACGAUAUUCCAGUGUUUGUGGCUAAUCUCAGUGAUGCCACACAGCAGAGUAUUAACGAGAUAACACAGUCUACAGUGACUGUCCAAACAAUCGUAGACAUGCUCUCCAAAAUUGCUGAUGUUUCACAAACCAUUACCAUUAAUCAGCCUGUGAUGGAGAAUUUUCUAAAAACAGUGGGUGUCCUUAUAUCAAAUGAAGCCAAAGGUACAUGGCAAACUUUGACCAGUGGCAGCACGCCACAAAACACCAGCAUUGAACUUCUGAGAGCUAUUGAGAUUAUAAGUGACCGUCUCUCAGUUGCCAAUUUUUCAAUUACUGAAAAAUCCAUUCAGCUGAAUAGAACUACAAUUAAAGGUUCAUUCAGUGAAUCAUCUCAACUACCAAACUCAACAACCCUUAUUGAGAUACCAGAGGUUUCUGAACCGACCCCAAUAACAAUUAUAUUCUUCACAAACCUUGACAACGUCCUGCCUACUCGAAAUACUACUAAUAAUGACAGCACAAAAUCAGAUGUCAACCGCAUCAAUGGAGAUGUGGUUGUGAUUAAGGUUAACCAAACAAUUAACAACAUUUCUUUUACUUUUGACAUUACAAAUGAGACUUUGGGAAAUCCUCAGUGUGUCUUUUGGAGCUUCAGUCUCAAUAAAUGGGAUUCCACUGGAUGUAAAUCAAAGCUCUUUAAGAAUAAAACUGUUACAUGUGAAUGUAACCACACAACAUCUUUUUCAAUCCUGAUGUCACCGUUUGCCAUUAAAAAUGAUGCCUUGGCCUAUAUAACUUACAUUGGUGUAGCUAUUUCAAUGGCCAGCUUGAUAUUGUGUCUCAUAAUUGAGAUCAUUGUAUGGAAGUCAACAACAAGAAAUGACACCUCCUAUAUGCGGCAUGUCUCCAUAGUCAACAUCGCUGUGUCUCUGCUGAUUGCAGACAUCUGUUUUAUCAUUGGAGCUGCAGUUGCAGAACAAGAGCAGCCUACCUCAGUGGGUCGCUGCAGUCCAGCAGUUUUUUUCAUGCACUUUUUUUAUCUGGCUCUUUUCUUUUGGAUGUUAAUGUCAGCACUUUUGCUCUUUUACCGCACUGUCAUGGUCCUGUCCCAAAUGUCAAGGGCCAACAUGAUGGCCAUCGCCUUCAUAGUUGGUUAUGGUGCACCUUUGCUCAUAGCAGUCAUUACUGUUGCAUCGACAGCUGGACCUCAAAAAUAUAUUACAAAGACAAAUGCAUGCUGGCUGAACUGGAAUGAGUCUAAGGCCCUGCUGGCAUUUGUGAUUCCAGCUUUGACAAUUGUGGCCAUCAACCUUCUGGUUUUAAUUGUGGUUCUGUAUAAGAUGUUGAGGAGAGGAGUUGGUGCCGCAACUCAACCAGAUGAGAAACAUGCUUUAGUGGUCAUUGCCAGAUGUGUAGCCAUUCUGACUCCUAUCUUUGGUCUAACAUGGGGAUUUGGCAUUGGAACCAUGGUGUCAACUGCCUUAGGCAUUCAUGUGGUGUUCGCAAUCCUAAAUUCACUGCAGGGAUUCUUCAUUUUGGUGUUUGGAACACUUUUAGACAGCAAGAUUCGUGAGUCACUGGCAGGAAAGCUGUCACUGAGGAACCUUAGCUCUAACCGCACCAGGAGCACUACUGCAGGACCAUCAUCAAGUGGACUGGGUUUCUUUAAUAGAAUAAGGAGGAGACAUGUGUACAACAUAUCUGAUGCCAGCGCUUCCUCAUCAGCAGCUACAUCAUCAAACAACUACAGUGCCUCAGAUACUUUUAUGAGUGCUUAAUCAACUUUAUUAACUACUUAUAAAAUUCUUUCCCAAAAGUGUUUCCUCCAGUGCAAAUAUAUGUAAACUGCACUUUUUGUCACUGAUUUCUUAUAAUUCUGAAAGAAAUGGGGUCAUCUGUCUGCUGAUUUUAUGUUUUAUUGAUACAUUUUAUAAUAAUGCCAUACCAUCAUUUAUAACAGAAAAAUCAGUGAUAUGGGUCUAGAGUAGUUGCACAGCUUUGUUGAAAUUCACUUUUCUAUUAGCUGUUUUAAAUAGAUACGGCUUUGCUGUCCAGUUGGUCAUUAAAUCUAUUCUGUUGCACUAAUCUAUGGUGUCUAGAUUAUAUAUAUAUAUAUAUAAUAAAAACUAAAAUCACAAUAAAUUUUGACAUAUUACUA